AUGGACCAAAAGCAUCACAAACGCGAAGUAUUUAUUUGUGUGCCUGAAAAAAUAAUUAUUCUUGAGUCAAUUAUCAAGCGACAACCUACAAAAAUGAAUUUAACUUCCAAUUCGUAUUACCCGUACUAUAAGUUUAAUACCAACUUAUAUCAUCCAUACUGCACACUAUGUAGUAAUUUAUUGGAAACCUCUCAAUUCAAUGUACUCAAAGAGACACCAUCACGGCCACAAAAAUCGGAAAUAACAAGAAAAACACGCUCUUACGUGACAUUGGCGUGUACCAGUUGUCGUGAUAAAAAGGAAAAGUGUUCGGGUGAAAAAGUAUGCGCGAAUUGUAAGCGACAUAAUCGCGAAUGUAUAUACGUUCAACCCAUUAAAAAGAGAGGACCUAAACCCAAAUCUGCUGGGAAACCACUCAUCACUCCGAAAAUAGCAAAUUUAUUAAAUCCAGCUGUUUAA
Messenger RNA from Racocetra persica, 459 nucleotides. The record is from the annotation of a GenBank genome assembly. NCBI's taxonomy places the organism in Eukaryota, Fungi, Glomeromycota, Glomeromycetes, Diversisporales, Gigasporaceae.